Messenger RNA from Passer domesticus (house sparrow), 2156 nucleotides. RefSeq lists its product as uncharacterized. The coding region runs from base 863 to 1972 and encodes 369 amino acids. NCBI's taxonomy places the organism in Eukaryota, Metazoa, Chordata, Aves, Passeriformes, Passeridae. The record is from RefSeq and is a predicted model, not a curated record. The transcript has 11 exons.
UAGAUCCAACAGGACCGUGUCCUUCCUGUCUUGGGGACCCAGAGCAGGAUGCAGUACUCUGUCGUGGUAGAGACUGAGACACUACAAAGCAACACAGUCCAUUUCCAGAAGGCUUCAAACCCUGUUUUUAUUCUAGCCUGCAUGCUUUUUCUGCAUUUUUACAAAGCUCUUAACUUUAUACUUUACUCAUUGGUCGCGAGAUACAAGCAAAAUACUCAUUGGAAUAGGGAGUUGCAGGUUUCUUUUAUUUAUCCUUUCUUUCUUGGUUUCUAUGAUCAAUGACAUAGAAAAUUGCUGGAAAGCUAUUUUAGUUGUAAACAUGGAUCCUCCUACCUAACUUCUCGAUGGCUCACAGAGGUCACUGUAAAACGUCUUCCACAUUACUCCAGGUGGGGUCCCACCAGAGCAGAGGGGGGGAGUCACCUCCUUCAACCUGCUGGGCACUCUCCUUUGGAUGCACAUGGCUGGCUCAUGUCCAGCCUCUCUUCUAGCAGCAACCCCAAGUCCUUCUCGGCAGAGCUGCUCUGCAUCCCUUCAUGUCCCAGCCUGUGAGAUCAGCUGAGCUGGGACUGUGUCACAGCCCUUGGGCAGAGCAGCUGGGCAGGAUGAGCUCCCUUCCGAAGAAAGCAGAACCCACUCCAAAGAUCUCCACCCUGGCCAUGAGGUCACAGAAGGCUCUGAGAUCACAGAGGUGCCAGAGCCCCGUGGUUGCAGAGCAGCACAAGGAGCCAGCAGUCAGUCCCUGAGCACAACUGUUGCGGCGGCAGCAGCAGCGGUGGCAGCAGCGGUGCUGACAUUGGGACAGCGGUGUCAGGACAGAGGUGGCAGCAAGAGCUGCGGGACUGGCAGAGGACAAGGCACCAUGGCCCUUGCUCUGCACCUCUUCCUCCUGCUCCUCCUGGCCGUGGCCCUGCCUGCCAGGGCUGCACAGGCUGCUCCACUCCAAGUGUGGCGAGCAGAUGAGCAUGCUAGGAAGGCUUCUCCAGCAGCUUGGCUUAAUGAUGAUUUCCAGGGUCUUAACCCUCCACCAGUUUCAGGUGUGUCUGCAGGAAAGACUUUUCAGGCUCCUUUCCUGGUUGCUGCACACAAGCCCCGCUCCCAUGGCACGGGUCCUCCGAGAAGGAGGAACAAACCUGGAGGAGACAGGAAGUCCCUGGAGGCAUCCAAACAGAUGGACAGGAUCUGGAGUGACCUGGAGAGACAACGUGACAUGGAAGGAGAGAGUGUGCUGACAGCUGCAUUUCCCGGAGGAAGCAGUGGCUCCAUGGCAGCCUCUGCCCCAGGAAGGGAGGCGAUGCCAGGCAAAGGCCCCGGAGACUGGGAACGUGACUUCCAUCACUGGGAAACGCUGUUAAAGCACAGUUUAAGGAUGUUGGAGCUUGGUGAUGGUGAACCUGAUGAUGAAGACAAUCCUGAUGACGAAGAUAAUACGUUUGAUGAAGAUGAUCUGGAUUCCCAAUGUGUACCCAUUACUGAGCCUCUGGGAGAUGCUGAGGGUGUGUCUGCAGGGAGGACUUUGGUGGAUGCUGCACACAAGCCCCACUCCCAUCGCAGGGGUCCUCCAAGAAGGAAGAAGAAACCUACAGGAGCUCGUAAGUCCCUGGACAUUUCCAAACAUCUGGAACAAAAACAGAGUGGCGUGGACAGCCAGCGUGAUGCAGCCGAGAACUCAACAGAUUGGAAAAGCAUGAGAAGAACUUUCAGCUCGGAAACAUCCUUUUUGAUUACGUUGAUGGCCAUUGUGGCACCUGCAGCACUGUCCCUGAUGAUGUGCUAUGCCAGAAUCUGGUAUUGCUCGAAGAGAAAACGGAGCACCUCGGGAGAGGAGUUGGAAGACGGUGGCUGCACCUCACACCCAGCCAGCGUGAGCAGCUCCUCCAGCAGCAGGGACGGCCUGGACAGCCCUCUCAAAUGUUCUGUGAAGAGGAGCCCAGAACAACUGUCUACACGGAAACCUCCUUUUACCCCGUAGAUCCCACUGCCACCUGCUCUCCCCAUGGGCCUCCCCAAGCUGCCUUCAUCCCUUUUUUUCUCUCCGUCUGUCCCAUCCCAGCCAACUCGAGUUCCUCUAGGGACCCCAGGAUCAGCCCAGCACCUUCCAGCCCCUCCGGAGACCAACACAUCCCUUCCUCUGCCUCUGAGACCCCUUGCCUUGC